Molecule: messenger RNA, 1964 nt
Organism: Loa loa (African eye worm)
Lineage: Eukaryota; Metazoa; Nematoda; Chromadorea; Rhabditida; Onchocercidae
Product: discoidin domain receptor protein 2
Exons: 13
Coding region: 17-1909 (630 amino acids)
Source: RefSeq, a predicted model, not a curated record
CACAAAUGCAUUGGGUAUGGAAUCAGGUCUUAUCAAAGAUAAUCAAUUAUCAGCAAGUUCAAGCCAUGAUAAAGACACUACUGGACCACAAAAUUCGAGAAUACGGACAGAACGUGGAAGUGGUGCGUGGUGUCCACGUAAGCAAAUUAACUCUGAAGUAGUGGAAUGGUUACAAAUCGAUUUUGAUAUGGAUAUGGUGAUAACAGCUGUUGAAACACAAGGACGUUUUGAUAGCGGACGUGGAUUGGAAUAUGCUCCAGGCUAUAUGUUAGAGUAUUGGCGUGAAAGUCUCGGUACAUGGGCACGUUAUAAAGAUGGAAGGCAAAAUGAGGUUCUGGCUGGAAAUAGUGAUACACAAUCGGCAGUAUUUCAAGAACUGGAUGGUGGUAUUGUAGCACGAAAUCUACGCGUCAUACCUGUUUCGGAUGUGACACGUACUGUUUGUAUGCGUGUUGAACUUUAUGGAUGUUCUUACAAAGAUCAAAUUCUAUCCUACACAAUACCGGAAGGUGAUAUAAUAGAUGGUUUAAAUUUGAAAGAUAUUUCAUAUGACGGAAUUACAAAUUCAUCCGGAUAUUUAAUCAAUGGCCUUGGCAAAUUAUAUGAUGGCGCUAUUGGUGUGGAUAAUUUCGAGAAAUAUCCUGAACAAUGGAUUGGUUGGAGUAAGGAAAAACAUGGUGCAACCAUUACGAUUGAAAUAUUAUUUGUAAAAAAGAAAAUUAUCAAUGCUAUUUUAUUUCAUGCAUCAAAUUUCUUGAAAAGUGGUGCCCAGGUAUUUAAACGAGCACAUAUAUGGUUCUCAUCACAAGGUGAUGGUCAAUAUUCACCGAGAACUUUGUAUUUUAAUUAUGUUCCUGAUAAAAAUUUCCAAUCAGCCAGAUGGGUUCGAAUACCGGUGCCAAGUCGAAUUGCUAAGGAACUACGAGUCGAAUUAACUUUGUCAGAAAAUAGCAAUUGGUUAUUGCUGAGUGAGAUUAAAUUCGAAUUUAAAAAUGGAAUGCUUGAGUCGGAUGAUUUGGACGAUGAGGAAUUUGACUUGGAUCAUUUAUCAAAUAGAGGUGAUACACUAACUUAUUUUGCUAUCAAUGAUAUGUCAGAAGAUAGUGCACGAUGGAUAUCAUUUGCUGUAAUAACAUCACUCCUUUUCUUAUUUUGUGCUCUCAUUGUUCUCUUCUAUUUGUUAUGGAUUUAUCGUCGUACAUUUCCACGAAAAGGACCAUUUGUAGUGUUGAAAAAAAAUUCGAAAGAUUUACGGAUGACAAUUGGAGGACGAACAGCUAAACGUACAUCUCCAAAUGCUUAUCGUAUGACUAAUGACAACAUGCAGAAUUCGUUACUGGAAAAACUUCAUGCCAAUCAGUCUUCUGGUGGUGAAUAUGCUGAACCGUACUAUGUCAGCAAUGAUAUGGAAAUUACCGGAAUUAACAGUAAAACCGUAUGCAAUCCCACAAAAUCUCUUCCCAAUUCGACAGUUCAUUAUGCUUCAAGUGAUGUUUGUAUGCGACAUCCACGACAAUUAGGAUAUAUGUUAAUGGAGAACUUAGUGUCAUCUAAAAUAGCGAACGAUUAUGAUAAAGUUCAUGAUACAAAUAGAUCAACAAAUUUCGUCGAAAUUGAUCCACAAUGUUUACGAUUCCAUGAACAUUUGGGCAAUAACCGAUUUGGUGAGAUUUGGUUGUGCAAGUUGGAACAACGUACAAUGGUCAAUAAAACAUUCCAUCGAAGUCAUGAUGAUCGAAGAGAAUUUGAAGUUAUAGUGGGCGAAUUAAGUACUUUACGACAUCAAAAUAUACUGGAAGUGAUUGGUAUCUGCUGUAAUGGAGUAUUAACAAGCUGUAUCCAUGAACACAUCGAGCAAUAUCUUGGUCAAUAUCUUCAAAGCUUGAACAAUGAGAUACCAUACAGGUGAAAUGAACGACAAACUUAUCGAGAUCUUCAAACGUUUACAAUGAACAAUGUGGAAA